This is a messenger RNA of Amphibalanus amphitrite, 1323 nucleotides long. RefSeq names its product MAGE-like protein 2. Lineage: Eukaryota; Metazoa; Arthropoda; Thecostraca; Balanomorpha; Balanidae. The record is from RefSeq and is a predicted model, not a curated record. The coding region runs from base 1 to 1323 and encodes 440 amino acids. The transcript has 6 exons.
AUGAAACGACUGUCCAGUCCUCCGACGCCGACCCUGCUGGCGGUACGUCCUCCGUCCAGUCCUCCGGUCAAGAGCCUGCUGGCGGUGCGUCCUCCGGCCCAGACCCUGCUGGCGGCGCGUCCUCCGACGCCGACCCUGCUGGCGGCGCGUCCUCCGGCCCAGACCCUGCUGGCGGCGCGUCCUCCGGUUCAGACCCUGCUGGCGGUGCGUCCUCUAUCCGGUCAUUCGCCCCAGAGUUCUUCACUGCCAGAACGACUGUCCAGUCCUCCGACGCCGACCCUGCUGGCGGUACGUCCUCCGUCCAGUCCUCCGGUCCAGGGCCUGCUGGCGGUGCGUCCUCCGGCCCAGACCCUGCUGGCGGCGCGUCCUCCGACGCCGACCCUGCUGGCGGCGCGUCCUCCGGGCCAGACCCUGCUGGCGACGCGUCCUCCGGCCCAGACCCUGCUGGCGGCGCGUCCUCUAUCCGGUCAUUCGCCCCAGAGUUCACUGCCAGAACGACUGUCCAGUCCUCCGACGCCGACCCUGCUGGCCGCGCUGCCUCCGUCCAGUCCUCCGGUCCAGAGCCUGCUGGCGGUGCGUCCUCCGGCCCAGACCCUGCUGGCGGCGCGUCCUGCGACCCAGACCCUGCUGGCGGUGCGUCCUCCGGCCCAGACCCUGCUGGCGGCGCGUCCUCUAUCCGGUCAUCCGCCCCAGAGUUCUUCACUGCCAGAACGACUGUCCAGUCCUCCGACGCCGACCCUGCUGGCGGUACGUCCUCCGUCCAGUCCUCCGGUCCAGAGCCUGCUGGCGGUGCGUCCUCCGGCCCAGACCCUGCUGGCGGCGCGUCCUCCGACGCCGACCCUGCUGGCGGCGCGUCCUCCGGGCCAGACCCUGCUGGCGACGCGUCCUCCGGCCCAGACCCUGCUGGCGGCGCGUCCUCUAUCCGGUCAUUCGCCCCAGAGUUCACUGCCAGAACGACUGUCCAGUCCUCCGACGCCGACCCUGUUGGCCGCGCUUCCUCCGCCCAGUCCUCCGGUCCAGAGCCUGCUGGCGGUGCGUCCUCCGGCCCAGACCCUGCUGGCGGUGCGUCCUCCGAUGCCGAUCCUGCUGGCGGUGCGUCCUCCGGUCCAGAGCCUGCUGGCGGUGCGUCAUCCGACGCCGACCCUGCUGACGGCGCGUCCUCCGGCCCAGACCCUGCUGGCGGCGCGUCCUCCGGCCCAGACCUGUCACCACCCUUCAGCGACGAUGCGACCGGCACAGCUACUCUUCCUGUCCAAGUCAGUCCUAUGCCAGCCUGUGCUGCUGGUGGUGACACUGCAGAGCCAUCCAGUCGUCCCUUGCUGA